Phlebotomus argentipes is the source of this 1027-nucleotide messenger RNA. RefSeq names its product cell division cycle protein 123 homolog. The transcript has 2 exons. The record is from RefSeq and is a predicted model, not a curated record. Gene Ontology annotation, cellular component: cytoplasm. NCBI's taxonomy places the organism in Eukaryota, Metazoa, Arthropoda, Insecta, Diptera, Psychodidae. Bases 251 to 1027 code for a protein of 258 amino acids.
UCGAACGUCAAGCUCACAAACAUCAAGUGUGUGAAUGUAAACAGGAUCAUGGAAAGUCCACCAAAGAAGGUAGAAAUGGUGAGAAAGCGCUAAUAAUUCCCUUGACACAGUCUCUCAGUCUCGGUUCCUCUCCCAGGGUGUCCUUGGCGCCUGCUCGUUCAGCAAUUGGUACAGCCACUUCGAGAAGAUCACUAUCAAAUCUUACGUUUUGCCCAUUCCGAAUGACGUGCUGGAUUACCUGCGCGAUGACAUGAUUAUUCUGCCCAGGGAGUGUUUGGAGGCGCACGAGGAGGUCGAUGAAGAGAACAACGUCUCCUUUCCCGACUUCUCUCACCGCAUCCGGGAGAUUCUGCAGAAAUUGCCUCGCGGUGCCUUCCUGAAGACCAACUGGCAUUGUGCCAGAGACGCUCACUGGAUUAUGCCCGGACAGAGUUUGAAGGUGCACGAUGUGGCCGAGGUGUAUCAGCUGCUGAAGGCGUCGAAUUACUCAAAGAUGGACUUGAGUCCUGAGCGAGGAUUCGCGAGUGGCUUCAAUUUUCACGUGGUGCUGCGCAAGUGGCAGGAAAUCAACCCAGCAAGUGAAUUCCGGUGCUUCGUGAGGAAUCACACACUGCUUGCCAUCUCCCCGAGGGCCUGGCCAGAGUACUAUGAGCACAUCUAUCAGCAGAAGAGCGACAUUGUCCGAGACAUUUGCACAAUGUUCAAGGAACACAUCAAGAAUCGAUUUCCUCUGAAGGAUUAUGUCUUUGACGUUGUCCGGGAGAAGAAAGAUGUGGUUCAGCUGCUGGAUUUCAGUCCCUUUGAUCAGCAAUUCACAAAUUCUCUGGCCUUUGAGUGGCUGGAAUUGGAGGAUGACGACAAAUAUCCCGCAAAUGGUGAGGAUGAGCCUGAAUUUUGCUACCUGAAGCAAGAUAUUGGCAUUCAGCCUAAGCAGAAGAACCUGUACGGUCUUCCACUGGAGUUCACCGCGCUGGCCAGCAAUUCUGACGCCUCUGUGGCGCAACAUCUGACGGAUUUGGGACUCUAG